This is a messenger RNA of Anguilla rostrata (American eel), 5272 nucleotides long. Its product is annotated as LIM and SH3 domain protein 1-like. Gene Ontology annotation, cellular component: focal adhesion. The coding region runs from base 207 to 929 and encodes 240 amino acids. The record is from RefSeq and is a predicted model, not a curated record. Gene Ontology annotation, molecular function: actin filament binding. Lineage: Eukaryota; Metazoa; Chordata; Actinopteri; Anguilliformes; Anguillidae. The transcript is spliced from 7 exons.
AGCGCAGCAGUGGGCUGUGCUCGUGCACUUCGCCUCAGAUUCGUACGCCUGACAGCCAGCGGUGCAUUACAGCAAGAGGAGCCGUUUCCAAGGACCGGGUUACUAUAGCAGUUAUACAUACGGCGUGUUCUAUCAUUGAUAAACAUUAUUAUUGCUAUAGAUAUUUACUAAAAUUUCCUAACACCUACAAUUAGUAUCCUGCAAACAUGAAUCCGUUGUGUGGCAGAUGUAACCGAGUCGUGUACCCCACGGAAAAAGUGAAUUGUCUGGACAAGUACUGGCAUAAAUCAUGUUUCAGCUGCGAGACCUGCAAAAUGACUCUGAACAUGAAGAAUUACAAAGGCUUUGAGAAGAGACCAUACUGCAAUGCACACUACCCCAAGACCUCCUUCACCAGCGUGGCCGACACCCCCGAGAACCUGCGCCUCAAACAACAGAGCAAGAUGCAAAGCCAGGUGCUGUAUAAGGAGGAGUUCGAGAAGAACAAAGGGAAGGGCUUCAGUGUGGUGGCGGACACGCCAGAGUUGCAGAGAAUCAAGAAGACGCAGGACCAAAUCAGCAACAUUAAGUACCAUGAGGACUUUGAGAAGGGUCGGAUGGGAGGAGAAGCUGGGCCCCCUGAUAGCAACGCCGCUCCAGCAUAUCAUCAUCAGCCAACCAACCCAACCAACCCACCCAAGGCUCAGAACUACAACUACCAACCAGCUGCUGAGCCGGUGCGCUCUGCCGCUGCUGCGCCGCCCCCUAGUGCCGGGAAGCGGUACCGGGCUGUCUAUGACUACGCGGCGGCGGACGAAGACGAGGUGUCCUUCCUGGACGGGGACAUGAUCCUGGACGUGCAGCAGAUCGACGAGGGCUGGAUGUACGGCCGCGUGGAGCGCACCGGCCAGCAGGGGAUGCUGCCUGCCAACUACGUGGAAGCCAUCUGAGAGAGAGAGAGAUAGGGAGAGAGGGGGGGAGAGAGAGAGACAGGGAGAGAGAGAGACAGAGAGGGGGAGGGAGAGAGGGAGGAGAGAGGAGAGAGGGGGGGGGAGAGAGGGAGAGAGAGAGGAAGACAAGGUAAAAGAAGGGAGGAAAAUAUGAAAAUCAAAAGCCCAGUGCCAUCUCAUUCCUCAAUUUAAUACGCUUUCUCUAUAUUAUUAUUAUUAUUAUUAUUUGUUUUUGGUUUUUCUUAUCUUGCGCAUUCAGUUCCAAAGCUCAGAUCUAUUCAUGCCUGCUCUUCUGCACAGAGCCCAUGCUGCAGGCUUUCUGUCUGUCUGUCUGUUCGUCCGUCUGUCUUAAAUCCUUGGUCAACGGAGGUGCUAUCCCAAGUGGCACAUAAAUCUCAGCUGAUACACACACCAGUGUCUUAAACUACCCGCACCCCUGAAGCACUUCAGGCAUACGCUAUGGACCCAGCACAGAGCUCACAUUAAGGUGUUCAGACGGUCUGAAGCUCCUGGUCAGUCCAGCAUCUGGUUGACAUCAUCUGGAUGCCGUGGCAGUAGAGAGUUCUAUGGUCAGCAAGGGGACGCCAAAUGAGCCUGGGUGGUCAAAAACCACAGCCAGUGGGAACUGGGCAAAUUUUUUGAACCUUUGCUUGCAAACAUCAUUGAGCUACCCACAAUGCCCCUGUCCUCCCCUUGUGUGUGGCAAGCCUGUUCAGGCUGGUCAUGAUUUUCUUGGGUGUAACCAGAUGGUGAUGGAGGGGGAGCCACAGGGGGCCAUGAGUGAUAUACUGUAUGUGGCUCCUCCGUUUCUGACCAGUGCAAACCUCUGACAUUCCUUGAUUGUGCAGUCCUGACCUUUGACCUCUGCAGAAAUUCCUGACCAUUUAGCAGAGGACAAAAUGUCUCCUUAUCCUCCACACACAGUCUUGCUCUGUUCACGCAUUUCGAGCAGUUCUCGAGUUGUAUCUAAGUACAUUCCAUUCAUUCAGAUGCCCCUUUGCUGCUGCCUUGGUCAAUUGAGUAUCACUUUACCAAAAGCCUGUUUAUAUAUAUGUGAAUACAAUGUUCUUAUUGUAGCAGCUGUCUAGCUAGGCAUUGUGGGCAUUGCCAUAAUACUGGAAUUGGGUAGUAAUCAGGCAUUGAUCACCCUAUUGGUGUGUGUGUGUGUGUGUGAAGGAGCCUGAGAGCCUAAGGGGUGGGGCUUGUGAGCAUAGUAACAUAACUUUACCGGCAUUUACAAUCAUACCCAUACUGAAACGGCAAAGAGCUCGGGGUUGAAGAUUUUUCACCACCUGUGCACUUUGGGGUGUAAACAUGGCACUCUGUUUUAUAGCGGUUUAAAAAAGGGUGCAAGGGUUUAGGUGGACAUCGCUGUCUAUUACAAUGCCGGGUUUCAGUGGCGAUCUGACCCGUCUCAAUGAAGGAACCGUGGUUUUAGACAGGCCCUGCACAAUUCCAAAAUGACUUUCAUCAUUCCAUUCGUGACUGUGUGUAACGCAGCGUUCCAGUCAAACUGGAGAAGCGAGGGCCGAGGGUCGAAGAGAGAACGGGGCCGUCCGCUGCCGUCUGGCGCUCGCUCCUGUUGUCUUUGUCGUCAGCGUGGCCGCGCUGUCGUCGCCUGACCGCGACGCGCUCGUCAUCUCGGUGCCGUUGUCCGAGGGCGGGAGAGACACCUUGGGUCGCGAGGGCACCCGGGGAAGUCCCGUAGGCAAGCGUCACAGCUCAGACCAGCGGAUUUUUGUAAAAAAAAAACAAACACGCUUAACAGCACUUAACGGAACUGAAUAGUCCCGUGGCUACGGAGAGAAUCGUGCAGAGGGGCCCGUGUGCCGAAUUCAGAGAGAAUUUCUCUGAGGUCACUGUGCUUCUCUGUGGGGGGGAAAGGGGGGGGGGGGUUCGCACAAGCCUAUCUGAGCGUAUCUGACGAGCGCUGGCCAUAAACCGCGCGGCGCGUGCCGUCUUGUUCUUCGCGGGUCGGUCCAAAGGGUUAACGGCCCCUGCAGAUGCAAGUAAUGUUUGUAAGUGGGACGAAGGCUGGUUUUGUCCUGAGACGAGCGCUGUGUGUACGUAGAGCAGGCCCAGAGAAGCUGGGAACAUAGCGCUUCGCUUGAGGAGCCGGCCCGUACCCUCUGGGAGGCAGGAGGAGGGUGGCCCCACGGCUCGCUUUUUGGGGGAGGGAGGGGAGGGGGGGGGAGGGGAGUCCCUGCGUGUUCACGAGGAGGGUCCUUUCCUGACAUUCCACUGGGGUCGAGAGUAACCCUCGGCAACGCUCUCGUGCCCCGCGUUCCGCUCUCCGUUCUUUGUCUCAUCUUCCUACCGUAGAAGAAGCGUCAAACUCCGCUCCUGGAGGGCCACAGUGUCUGUGGGUCUUCAGUGUGUUUCAGCAGUAGCGAUUACGUUUAAUCAUUGAUUGGCUGAUGAGUCCACACACCUUGCUCUCAAAGCCUUAGCUGGCUGCUGAUUGGAAGGAAACCACUACUGCAUGCAUACAGACACUGUGGUCCUCCAGGACCAAAUGCACUGUGACUGUUUCAACGAAGAAUAAGAAGGGUGGUUAAAAAAAAAGGACAUUUUUGUAAUCGAAAGCGGAAAUAUUUUGAGCGACGAAAACAGCGCUUCAAAGCAUAGGUAACCGAAAAUAUGUGUAAAUGUAUAUUUAUGGAAAACGCGAAGUUUCGAGGUGGACGAAGGAUUAGCAGUCUGGUUUGGGGAAAUCGUAGUUUUAAGUCACGGAUUCAGUGUUAAGGAUUAUUUCAUUAUUUGGAGGGAUUGUUUUUUCUUUUUUUUUGCUCUUAUGGGAAUGAUUUGUGAAGCUAAGGCUUUGGUGGUGUUUGGGUUUUUUUUUUUAGGUGAAUGGUAAAUUUAGUGAAUUCCAUGACUGAAAUAAUGUAACUAAACUAAAAAGGGGGAUCUAAUAAGUGUCAGAGUGACAUGCAUGGUGAGGCAUUAAUCAUCACGGUUUUUAUGGUGGCCAUAACGGUGCAUUAUUAUGAUGGAUGUUACUCCAUUUCACAAUUCCUAUGGUGCCAUGCUCAAGAGUGACCCGUUGUUGCGGAACGGGUGAUAUUGGAGCCCAUAGAUCAGCGCUAGUCAACUCCAGGUCCUGCAGGCCCCAGUGUCAGCAGAUAUUUGCUCCGACCAAGCACCACAACUACCUGAUUUCGCCAAUUAUUUUACCUCCUUGGACCAGGUGGUGUAGUGCAUGGUUGGAGCCAAUACUUGCAGACACCGAGUCCACAGGACCUGGAGUAGAGCGACCCUUCCGUAGAUAAUACUGCUACAUAUAACAGCGUUUCGCUGUUAGGCUAUGUAAACAGCAGAGGUAGAAAAUCCAGCUUCAGAAAGUAAAGGUCCUCCCCAGUAUUUUGUUCCAAUAACCAGGAUUUCGUUUCAGCCAAGGGGUAGAACUAAUUAGGGAAAUCAGCUGUCUGAAUUAAUGGUCGGAAGAAACACAUGGCAGGACUUUUACUUUCUGACCCCUGGACUUUCCACCGCCGGUAAACAGCAGCUGUCGUGGUGCCGAGUUUCAAGUGCGCCAUGAAAGUUUUUGGAUUUUAAAUUAUUGGUUGGGAAGCUUUGGCUCAGUCUGGAGCAGAGUGCUCUUGAACCAGUGGUUUUUUUGCAGUGAUGUGUUCUAGGUUUGCGGUGGUCCGGUGCGAAGGCUUGUUGUGGGGAAACGCGAUCGGGGCUUUCGCAGCGAAUCCCGCCGGGUCCGUUGCUGAGAGUCCGCGCUGGUGGCUGAUGAGAGGAGGGGGAAAAGGUUUUAAUCUGGCAGUGCCCCAUCGCGCCAGAAACGAAGCGUAGAGCUAAUGGGGUAGUGGAAGGGGGAGGAAAGACCUAUUGGAUCGACCACAGAAGCAUAAGCUUCCCGCUACUCUCUGUUGCGCUGAUGGGAGAGGGUCUCUACUUCCUGUUGUGUGCUGUGUUGUGAGGAGGAUGAGGUGGGGGCUGCCUCAUUCACCCCACCUCCCACCGAAAUUGGCUGCCCUAAGACCACACCCCCUCUUCCUCAUCUUCCUUCUCCAACCCUCACCGUCUGUAGAGGCGUACUCCCAACUUCCCAAUGCAUACAUCUGUCUGCUUCGUUUGUGCUAAUAUGGUCUUAAUGUUAUUUUGCUAAAAUAUUCCUUUCUGUCAUCAAAUAUUCAAUGUAAGAAAAAAGUAAAUUAAUGCAUACAAAUAAAAGCAUAAAAAUAAGAUUCAUUAAAUUUUAUUUUUAUUUUCAUUUUACUUUGCAUACUAUGCAUAAAUCCGCGACUCAUUGAAUAUCAGGAAUUUGAUUAGCAUCUCUUGCUGCCCUGUCAAAUUACGUGUACUGACUAUCCAAUAAAAUGUCAUUUUUA